Exophiala oligosperma is the source of this 1599-nucleotide messenger RNA. RefSeq lists its product as uncharacterized. The record is from RefSeq and is a predicted model, not a curated record. The transcript has 2 exons. NCBI's taxonomy places the organism in Eukaryota, Fungi, Ascomycota, Eurotiomycetes, Chaetothyriales, Herpotrichiellaceae. The coding region runs from base 16 to 423 and encodes 135 amino acids.
CUGCAGCUUCAGCAUAUGCACAUGGGCCGCACUGACAUCCUCCACGCCUACCGGCACCUGUAUCGCAGCGGCCUGCGAGCUGUUCACUAUUCGUAUCCUGCUCGUUGGGAAAUCCGAGACAUAUUGAGAGACUGUUUCCGCUCCCAACCUGAGGCGGCUUUCAAUGCCCGACGGAUCAGCAACACAUUGGGAUUUCUAGAAAAAGCACGCGUAUACAAUGGUACUGAGCAUAAAAUCUUGAAAAAUCUACUGCAUGUGAAGUUCUGGAAAAAUAAAGGCCUCAACCAUUAUUUAAUGAAGCAAUCGAAUGCCGACUAUGCGAUUGCCACGAGACGCAAUGUUUGGCGACAGUAUCAGGCCACCUUGACAAUGCUGAACGAGAGCCUGGACAUCUGCCUGCAGCUUGGAGCUGAUAUCAAGUAGAGCCAAAACCAGGUGCACUUCUCGACAAGCCUCCUCAUAUUUGCAUCAUCGAUAACUACAAUCGACUUGUUCGCCUCCUUCCGGUGGCUGUCGAGGGUAUCCUGCCGUGACUUAGGAUUCCAAGCUCACGGUCGACAGAACUGUCAGUGUCGUGUCUGUGAAUAGUCACGAAGACGCUGUGGUCGUCAGAAGAAUGGGAGAACAUCAGUCUAACGUGCUUUUGGGCUAUACCAUAUCACGAUCGGCUGAGAAUCCACAAAGCACUGAUUCCUAUGUGUGUAUCGACUAAUCACCACACUGAUCCUUGGCCUCUCCAAAUCCUUAAAGGGUGUUCCUGCCCAUAAACUCCCUCGGUAACAACAUGAUUGCAAUUGUACAAACCCAUACACUUCCACCAGCCAAGUAUAACACGCCAUCAAGACUCCUUGCUAGCAUCUGUGAGCCAGCAAUAGGUGCAAUGAUCGAGAAAGACCGGCCCCAGAAACUAGCCAAUCCACACGCCGAUCCUCUCACUGAGGCUGGGAACACUUCUGGAGUCCAGCCAUACAAAAUCGCAUUGAACAUACUCUGGAAGAAAUACUCCAAGCCGCUGAUUCCAAUGUAUGAUGCUUCAUCCUUCACAACGGUGAAAAUGAACAGACACGCGCCGAACAAUAAUGAGGACGCGAGCAGGGCAAGUCGUCUCUGCCCAUAUAUCAGGGUUCCAGCAAGCACUCCUGGAAUGCCGCAAACAUAGAUGAACAAAUACGACCGAUACGUCUCAUCCACAGUGAGGCCCAGGCUUCUCCCCUUUCUCGACAGAAUUGUUGGUAGAAAUGCGCCUGCGAUAGUAAAUCCCCAGUAAUCAAAGGCAUAAAUCACCCAGACAAGCACAACGAGCCUUGCCAUUGCAAAGGUCGAGAACAAUACCUUGAACCGCCCAAAUUCAGCAAGAAUCUUCUGUGAUACACUCCGCUUCUGUUCUUCCAUCCCAGUCCCGGGCAAUGGCGUGUCCAUAUCGUCCAUAUUAGCCUCGCCGUUCAAUGCCUCCAGCAUAUCCAGCGUCAGGCCACAUUCCCGGCCGUUGUAUUUUGCCAUGUACUCCAACACUCGUACAGCAUCUUGAUCUCGGCCACGAUACACCAAGUACUUUGGACUCUCUUCAAACUUGAACACUAAGCUCCUGAGUACAAAAGC